GUCGGUCGUCGACAUCUCAUUCCAAUAGUCCCAGGAGCGCAGCAUGUCUCGCUUAUCCGUGCUUGCCUCAAUAUUCGCUGUAUUGGCGUUUUUCGCAUGGCGGAAUGGCCGUGCGUGGCGGGCGUUCAUCAUCUCGACGCCUGAUUUCCCUGUGGGAUACUACGCUGACGGGGACCACACCGCGCAGUGUGAAAUCGUACGAGACGAACCGGGGAACGAUCUCAAGUUCUGUGAAGACGCUACAUUCUGGGACCGCGUGGACGACGCGGGCGGGCUGCAGGACAGGAUCCUUCUGAUGAGCUGCGACCCCGGGCGGAGGAAAUGGAACACCGUCAUGGGACCCCUGCAUGACCCUGUCCCCGCUGGAGCGCUGUGGGUGCACCGCACGCGCGAUGCAACUGGCAGGCCCCAGCGUGUCGUGUUCGAAAAAUACCCACAGGGACACGACUUCCACCCCCUAGGCGCCGAAGUCUACCCUUCCCAUCCGGGCAAGGCGUCGAACCUGUUCGUCGUCAACCACGCACGCCGGGAGACGACCAUCGAGCAGUUCACGAUGCAGUGGGACACGCCCACCCGCGCGACGUGGGUCCGCACGCUCUCCUCCCCGUACUUCGUCUCCCCGAACGCACUCGCGCUCACCUCGCCCACCUCGUUCUACGUGACCAACGACCACCUGCUCACGCGCCGCCUGCCCUCCGUCCUCGGCCAGACCCUCCCUCUCGCAGAGACGCUCCUCGGGCUCCCCCUCGGCUGGCUCGCGCACGUCACAGUGAACGACCCCGCCCCCGGCGAAGCCCCAACAAUCACACACUCGCUCGCCCGCCUCGGGAUCCCGUUCGCCAACGGCGUCUCCAUCUCCCCAGACGGCACAACCGUCGCCGUCGCCUCCACCUCCCUCGGCCAAGUCCUCUUCUACACCCGCAACGCCUCGAGCAACGCGCUCGCCCCCGCCGCGCGCGUCCCGAUGCCCUUCACCCCGGACAACAUCGCGUUCGACGACGCGGGCGCCCUCCUCGUCGCCGGGCACCCGCACUUCCCCUCGCUCACCGCCGUCGCCCGCAGCGUCGCCGGCGCGCGCGCGCCGAGCUGGGCGAUGGCCCUCACGCCCCGCCCGCAGGCGCCCGCCGGCGCGGCCCUGCCAGAUGCGUACGACGCGCGGGCCCCGGUCCCCGCGGCGCGCAAGGCGCCGCCCGCGCGCAGCCACGAGGCGCAGACGCUGUACCAGAGCGACGGCACGGCGUUCUCGUCGUCCUCGACUGCGCUGAGGGACGCCACCACGGGCAGGCUAUAUGUCACCGGGCUGUACGAAGAGGGCUUCCUCGUGUGCGCGCCUGACAAGGCGAGCCGGGGUGCGCGCGCGCGGGGUUAAGUUAUGCGUCUAAGAUAUGUGGUUCGCGGUCGAACGUAGAUUCUGUGUUUGGGUGCUGUAAAGAUAGACGGCGAGAUACCGUGAUAAUUCACCGAGUGCAUCCGAUC
Molecule: messenger RNA, 1476 nt
Organism: Heterobasidion irregulare TC 32-1
Lineage: Eukaryota; Fungi; Basidiomycota; Agaricomycetes; Russulales; Bondarzewiaceae
Exons: 3
Coding region: 44-1369 (441 amino acids)
Source: RefSeq, a predicted model, not a curated record